Messenger RNA from Mustela erminea (ermine), 2034 nucleotides. It is a transcript of the gene HTR1F, whose product is annotated as 5-hydroxytryptamine receptor 1F. Gene Ontology annotation, cellular component: dendrite; plasma membrane. Gene Ontology annotation, molecular function: G protein-coupled serotonin receptor activity; neurotransmitter receptor activity. NCBI's taxonomy places the organism in Eukaryota, Metazoa, Chordata, Mammalia, Carnivora, Mustelidae. Gene Ontology annotation, biological process: chemical synaptic transmission; G protein-coupled receptor signaling pathway, coupled to cyclic nucleotide second messenger. The transcript has 3 exons. The record is from RefSeq and is a predicted model, not a curated record. Bases 398 to 1495 code for a protein of 365 amino acids.
AUCUCUUAAAGCCUUCCGAAUUGUUCUUUAACAGUGCAAGAUCCAAUCUUGGAUUCUGGACUUCGGUGUCAUGCAAAUUCGGCUACAUAUCCUGUGUCAGUGGCUCUGAAACUGUCAGCCUCCCAACCUCCAUUCCGUUAUCACUGGAAUAGCAUUCCUUAAGGUUCUUCAAGCCAAUAAGAUUGUGGAUUUUCUAUUGAAGUUUUAGCUACCCUACAUGAUGAAGACCUGUGCCUGUCGUCAGUUGAAAAGUCAUAUAUAUGGGAAGCCCACUCCGUGUGAUUCCAUUCUACCAAGUGUUGAUUUGUCUCCAACGUCUGUCUACUUUUGGACACUAUCUGGUGCCUUCAGGUAUCCAUUUUUUCAGCUAUAUUAAUCUUUUAAAACAAACAAAAAAAUGGAUUUCUUAAACUCAUCUGAUCAAAACUUGACCUCAGAAGAACUGUUAAACAGAAUGCCAUCCAAAAUUCUGGUGUCCCUCACUCUCUCCGGGCUGGCACUGAUGACAACGACCAUCAACUCCCUUGUGAUUGCUGCAAUUAUUGUGACCCGGAAGUUGCACCACCCAGCCAACUAUUUAAUUUGCUCGCUUGCAGUCACAGAUUUUCUUGUAGCUGUCCUGGUGAUGCCUUUCAGCAUCGUGUAUAUUGUGAGAGAGAGCUGGAUUAUGGGGCAAGUGGUCUGUGACAUCUGGCUGAGCGUUGACAUCACGUGCUGCACGUGUUCCAUCUUACAUCUCUCUGCUAUAGCUUUGGAUCGGUAUCGGGCAAUCACAGAUGCUGUGGAGUACUCCAGGAAAAGGACUCCCAAGCAUGCUGGCAUUAUGAUUACAGUUGUUUGGAUUAUAUCCAUUUUUAUCUCUAUGCCUCCUUUAUUCUGGAGGCACCAAGGAACUAGCCGAGAUGAUGAGUGCAUCAUCAAACACGACCACAUUGUUUCCACAAUUUAUUCAACAUUUGGAGCUUUCUACAUCCCAUUAACAUUGAUUUUGAUCCUCUACUACAAAAUAUAUAAAGCAGCAAAAACGUUAUACCACAAGAGACAAGCAAGUAGGAUUGCCAAGGAGGAGGUGAAUGGCCAAGUCCUUUUGGGGAGUGGUGAGAAAAGCACUAGACUAGUCUCCACUCCCUACACAGAAAAAUCUUUAUCUGAUCCAUCAACAGACUUUGAUAAAAUUCAUAACACGGUGAAAAGCCCCAGGUCUGAAUUCAAGCACGAGAAAUCUUGGAGAAGGCAAAAGAUCUCAGGCACGAGAGAACGCAAAGCAGCCACUACCCUAGGAUUAAUCUUGGGUGCAUUUGUGAUAUGUUGGCUGCCUUUCUUUGUUAAAGAAUUGGUUGUUAAUGUCUGUGAAAAGUGUAAAAUUUCUGAAGAAAUGUCAAAUUUUUUGACAUGGCUUGGAUAUCUCAAUUCCCUUAUAAAUCCACUGAUUUAUACAAUCUUUAAUGAAGACUUCAAGAAAGCAUUCCAAAAGCUAGUACGAUGCCGAUGUUAAAGAAAGUUUAUCAUUAAAAGGCUGGGGAUUUCUUGAGGGGAAGUAACAAAAUGGAUGCCGAAUAAUAAAACAUUUAAACUUUUAGAAGGAAAUAAAUUAAAACUGCUAAAAUUAUAAGAACAUAAUUUAUAUUUAACAGCAACAAGACUAUAAACUUAUUGAGUAAAAGAUGUUUCUUUGACCAUCAUUCUAGAGUACUCAAAUGAAAAGAUAAUUUAUUGUUUAUAAACAAUAAUUUCCCUAUGCAAUUGUCCCUAACAGGCUAACUGGAAAUAUAUAUUAUAAUAAUUAUUAUUAAUAACAGUGACUUUCCAGGUUUAUGGCUUAUAAUAAUUACAGAAGAGUGUUCACCUAACAAUAUCUGUAAUUUCUAUAUAAUCCUAUGGUUUUAUUAUAUGAUUCUAUUAUUUUAUAGAAAAGAUAAUUCACCACAAAGCACACAUUUCUCCUACCUAACCACUGUCCCCUCUUCAUCUUACCCUGGGAAAAAACAAGAAGGGGGAAGGAGCAAACAAGGACUCUUGGGGUGUCUGGCUGGC